ACUCUUCCAAAUGAUCUCCGGCGAGUAUCUUCAUCGGAAAUAAUGAUUCGAUAUACUGAAAUCAAAUGGCUACCCAACGACGGAGAUCGUUAUUAACCCUAAUUUUCAUCUGCUGCGCCAUUUCUUCUACUUCAUCUGAUCAGGUUGGAACCAGUUAUGGAGACUCCGAACAGAUUCGUUCACUCUGUAUCUCUGAUCGUUUCGUCAUGGAGUCUUAUUUCACUACUUCACACACUUCCUUAGACGACUCGGAGUUUCGAAACUUCUUGCUUCUUCAACAAUGUUCUUCUGAACAUGAUCCUCCAAGCAUUGUUCCUGCAACUUCAUUGAUACAACACAGAAACGUGACAGGUGAAGGUUCACAUCGUAACCUCCUUACGUCCAUCAAGCUUCUUCCUCUUUACUCUGAGUUUCAGCUUCACGAGCUUGUGAUUCUUGAACGUUUGCCUUUGGGAGUUUUCGCUGAUCCUUUUGAGCUUCAGAGUCUUCAGCAACGCAGAGUUUUUAGUGAUGUAUCGGUGUUUGGAGACACGAAUCUUGAGCUGCCUUCGUUUAGAUCGAACAGAUCUGUUGUUGAGAUUCAUGUCGAAGUCAGUCCUAGAGAUUAUGAAAAUGGUGAAAUCAGCUUAAAGCUUCCCUUACAUGCUCGGUAUCAGCCUCUUGACGACAGUGGAUACUCUAGAGUGGAGUUUGGAGAGCCGGACUUGUUCUUGUGCUCGAGUCAUGAACAGAGAAGAUGUUUGGUUUUGUCGAUCGGCAGAUCCAAGACUGAAACCACGUCAGUUUUCUGGGAUAUACCUGCCGGAAUCAGGAGCCAUACACAGUAUGUUUCUGCCUUGACAUUUGCGGCAGCGGUUUUGUCUGCAUUUUCAAUUCUUGUGGCAUCGGUUUUGAGCUCAAAGUUUGAAUCUUGUAAAAACUCAAAGCAGUCAUAAUAACUCAGUUUUUGGUUUCAGACUUCUUUGUGACAGUCAUUUGAGUCAAUUGAUUUGUUUCCUCU
Molecule: messenger RNA, 1000 nt
Organism: Camelina sativa (false flax)
Lineage: Eukaryota; Viridiplantae; Streptophyta; Magnoliopsida; Brassicales; Brassicaceae
Biological process (GO): GPI anchor biosynthetic process
Cellular component (GO): endoplasmic reticulum membrane
Source: RefSeq, a predicted model, not a curated record